Molecule: messenger RNA, 2163 nt
Organism: Caenorhabditis sp. 36 PRJEB53466
Lineage: Eukaryota; Metazoa; Nematoda; Chromadorea; Rhabditida; Rhabditidae
Source: the annotation of a GenBank genome assembly
AUGAACUUGACAAUUGUUCACAAGGGCAGGUGUGCACAUAAAAGUACCAUUACACCAGUUCCACAAAUCAAUCACAGACGGCAGGCGCCAACGCAGUUCAGCUCUUUGAGUUUAUCAUGCUCUAAAUAAUCGUCAACAAUCAUUCCGGGGAUCCAAAUGGCUUCGUGUCGCUCAAACCGCCGCGGUGUAAAGAGCAGGCUGUGCCGUCGAGCCGAGUUAGCCCCGUUGUAACGGAUCUCCUCGUUCCGCACGCCUCAUCUCUUUCACACAAACUCUUCACUUCAAAUGAAAAUUCGACUGCUCUUAUUUUGCCAAAUAUUCCUAGUUUUUCUGUUAUUCGAACGGUCCGAGAGUUUCAAACCGCCUCAGCAUGUGUCUGCGACGAAAGGAAAAUUUUUCGUUCACAACUUGCAUUCAGCCAACUUUUUCCCAAGUACCGGUAUGUAAAUGGGUUCCGAUAUACCGAUAGACAUAAUUUCUUUCAGUGAAAGUGAGAUGGGAAGUGACUCUCAACAACAAGCCGGCUCUCCCAAAUUGGCUCCGUCUUCUGCCGUCUCGCCACCCGGAAAUCGCUUAUCUAAUCGGUGAUCGAUACACCAUUAAACUAAAAUCAUCUUGUGAUCUUUAUCAACGUUUCAGGCACUCCGGUUACAAAUGUGCAGCAAGUCACCUUACACGUGAUCGCCAAACGGUUGGAUAAUUUUGCUAUUCAACAACGGAUGCUAGUGAUAAACUUGGUGGAGGAUUGUGAGUAAAACAAAGAAGGAAAGUGAAGAAUUAAAUGGAAAAUGUUUAGCAAACUAUCAAGGAAACACACAGCAAGUUUUUGAGCUACCUUUAAACGGGGUCGACGUAGAAGAUCUGGUUUCCAAUCGAGACAGAAAAAUAAGUGAGUAACCCCAGGCGGUUUUGUAAAUUUGUGUGAUGUCAUUUUUUAUGUUCAGAUCAACUGGAAAGCGCAUUACGCAACACAUUCCGAGGUAGAAAUGUGAACCCGUAUAUUGCGGACAUCCGCCCAAGAUAUCUCAUUCCACGGGGAAAAGAGCACAUCUUCAAGAACAGUGUCGGGUGAGAAAAUCCAUUCCUUUAUUUUUAUUUUGGCCGUUUUUCAGAACUGUGGUGGACAUUGGAACACAACAAAAGUUCUAUCCGGGAACAUUUUCAAUUGUCAGAAAUCUGCAGACUACACCAGAGUUCUGUUCGAGACCGUCAUCGGUGGUGAUGAAUAAGUACUUUGCCCCUGUGUUUUCAGUUGACUGGUGCAAUGUUUUAAUAGUAAGGAAUACGGAACACAAGUCAGAGAAUUGUGUUUUGAUUUCAGAGAAAUGUGUCCGCAAUCUUUGAUGAGGAUGAUAGCGAGGAAUCUAUUAAAAAGAAGGUUACUCUCGAUAAGUCGGAAUCAAAGGAUAAAGAAGUGAGCUCAUACUUUUCGAAUCAUAGAAACAGUUGUUUUGACAGCAAUCAAUCGAUCGACCCGAACCGCCACCACAAGAAAUCUACGGCUACAGUGGAUACAACUUCUUCAACAGUGUCAUCCUGUUCCCCGCCAUUGCAAUCAUCUGUGUUAUUCUCAUUUUGGUACUGAGUCUCAUUUUUUUUGGAAACAGAGAAGGGCAGAAAUGGCGAGACUACAAAACUUCUGGGUAACUUAUUCAGCCUCGUCUUUUUUUAUUCAAAAUCUGUUUUUGUUGUAGUGAAACCAUGGAGGAGUACGUCAGUGUCUGCCAAAACCAGAAAAAGCUGCGAGAACUUUCGAUCCAGCGUCAGUUGCUCAGUAUGGGAUCAGAGACCAACUCGGGCACUCCAACCGGUGAGCGAAUCAUCGUAGUUUGUUAUCAUAGUUUGUGUCCAUAUCAGGAAUCCAUUCCUACUUGCAAACAAGAAGCAGAGCACCAAGCACCAUUGCCAGAUUCAGUAAGAGUGCGAGUCGCCUGAACGAUAGAGGUAUUUCGCAAUUAUUCAGGGUUUUCGCAGUUUUUUUUUUGAUUUUUGAUUUCAGAGGAUACAGUUGAACUUCUCCCGUCUAUUGAUCACGUUCCAGUUGGAAAGCAAACAGUAGCGGAAGCGGCAAAACAGUGUGGAAGCUCUCUCCAUCUCUACAGAAACCCCCUGAGUGACGAGAGUGACGAACACGAGACUGAGAGCUCUGAGGAUGAAAACUAA